AUGUUAAUAAAAUUCUGGCUUUUAGUUUUUUUAUUUGCUGCAACAACGAAUGCUGGGUCCUUAUCUAGCACAAAGCUUUUAAAUACCUUAGAUUGUGGCCAGACUUCACCAUGUCAAGGACCUCCGCUUUGUCCAGGACAGUCACCCUGUACAGGACCUUCACCAGCACCUACUCCACCACCUGCACCAGUUGCACCACCACCUUGUACAUCUUGUACUCCACCACCGUCUUGUAAUAACUGCCCUAAACCAGACUGUUCAAUGGUUCCAGAUGGCACAACAUUUCCAUAUGCCAAUCACUGCAAACUCUUUUAUCGGUGCAUUGGCGGUAGUGCAGUGGUUUCUGUCUGUUCGAAUGGCUUUUGGUAUGAUCGUGCUAUUUCAAAAUGCAUGUUGUGCGAUUUGGUCUUAAAUUGUGAAGCUAAAAAGGAUUAA
This is a messenger RNA of Calliphora vicina (urban bluebottle blowfly), 435 nucleotides long. RefSeq lists its product as uncharacterized. The transcript has 2 exons. Gene Ontology annotation, cellular component: extracellular region. Bases 1 to 435 code for a protein of 144 amino acids. The record is from RefSeq and is a predicted model, not a curated record. NCBI's taxonomy places the organism in Eukaryota, Metazoa, Arthropoda, Insecta, Diptera, Calliphoridae. Gene Ontology annotation, molecular function: chitin binding.